Messenger RNA from Eucalyptus grandis, 1961 nucleotides. Its product is annotated as internal alternative NAD(P)H-ubiquinone oxidoreductase A2, mitochondrial. The record is from RefSeq and is a predicted model, not a curated record. Lineage: Eukaryota; Viridiplantae; Streptophyta; Magnoliopsida; Myrtales; Myrtaceae. Bases 257 to 1747 code for a protein of 496 amino acids. Gene Ontology annotation, molecular function: NADH dehydrogenase activity. The transcript is spliced from 8 exons.
AGAUGCUCCCUUCGAGAGGCCACUGUCCAGCCGAAUCGGCUUGAUACGCUGAUGCUACGUUCCAACCGGGUCACUCGUGGAAAGUAUAUCUUCUCGCCACGUCCGCUUCAGGAUUUCAACCCUCCCCUCUCUCUCUGGACGUCAGAUUUGACCCGUCCGAACAUUUCAAGCACGACGUCUCGCCUUGCCGAACCAAACCCCAUUUUCUGGGAGCUGGAUGAGCUAAGCGGAAGCGGAAAGAUCAGAGCUUCCCAAGAUGGCCUGGUUCGGAAGAUUCGUUCAACUCGCCAACGUCAAGAACUCGGCGCGACCCACCAAUCCCAACCACUUCCUCACGUCCCUCUCGCACUUCAGCUCCACCGCCGGGCCGGCGCCGGCGGCCGCCGUGCGGUCGAGGCAACCAAACCUGGCCCCAACGAGGCCCGACGAGAAGCCGAGGGUGGUGGUGCUGGGCUCGGGCUGGGCGGCCUGCCGGCUGAUGAAGGGCCUGGACACCAAGGCGUACGACGUGGUGUGCGUGUCGCCGCGGAACCACAUGGUGUUCACGCCGCUCCUGGCGUCGACGUGCGUGGGGACCCUGGAGUUCCGGUCCGUCGCCGAGCCCAUUGCGCGGAUCCAGCCCGCCAUCUCCACCGCGCCGGGGUCAUAUUUCUUCCUCGCCAAUUGUACUGGGGUCGAUCCUGACGAUCACUCGGUGCAAUGCGAGACUGUAACUGAUGGAAUCAGCAGUUUAGAGCCUUGGAAGUUUAAAAUUACUUAUGACAAGCUGGUUGUAGCAUUAGGAGCAGAGGCCUCAACUUUUGGAAUCCAUGGUGUGAAUGAGAACGCAAUAUUUCUACGUGAAGUGCACCAUGCACAAGAAAUCCGCAGGAAGCUGCUCCUAAACCUGAUGCUAUCUGAUGUGCCUGGUAUUUCAGAGGAAGAAAAGCGGAGGCUCCUACAUUGUGUUGUUGUUGGAGGGGGUCCGACAGGUGUAGAGUUUAGUGGUGAACUGAGUGAUUUCAUUAUGAAAGAUGUUCAUCAAAGAUAUGCACAUGUGAAAGACUUCAUCCAUGUUACCCUAAUAGAGGCCAAUGAGAUAUUAUCUUCCUUUGAUGAUCGUCUCCGGCGAUAUGCUACAAAGCAGCUGACAAAGUCUGGAGUUCGUUUGGUCCAAGGUGUUGUGAAGGAUGUCAAAUCUCAGAAGAUAAUUCUCAAUGACGGCACAGAGGUUCCUUAUGGGCUGUUGGUGUGGUCUACUGGUGUUGGUCCCUCACCUUUUGUGAGAUCUCUGCAACUUCCAAAAUCCCCAGGAGGGAGGAUUGGUGUUGAUGAAUGGCUUCGAGUUCCUUCUGUUCAGGAUAUAUUCGCAAUUGGCGAUUGCAGUGGGUUCUUGGAAAGUACUGGCAAGCCAGUCCUUCCAGCUUUGGCCCAGGUCGCCGAGAGACAGGGGAAGUAUUUAGCGGAGUUACUAAACAGUGUGGCUAAAGCUGGAGGAGGGCGAGCAAACAGCAUCAAAGAAAUCGCAUUAGGAGAUCCCUUUGUCUAUAGGCAUCUCGGAAGCAUGGCCACCGUUGGGAGAUAUAAAGCUCUGGUGGACCUGAGGCAGAGCAAGGAGGCAAAAGGUUUGUCCCUGGCAGGAUUUACCAGUUGGUUUAUCUGGCGCUCUGCUUAUCUAACUCGCGUGGUAAGCUGGAGGAACAGGUUCUACGUGGCCAUAAACUGGUUCACAACUUUCGUUUUUGGUCGCGACAUAAGCCGAAUAUAGUCAUCAGGGUCCAACACUUUAGAUUCAUUGAUUCAGACACAUACCAGCAUCGAUACUUUCUCCUUCACCUUUAGAAUAUUGAUGACAUGGUAGCAAUAAUGCUUAAAGGUGUAUAAUUCUCUCUUAAUAGGCGUGGAUUUACGUGUUAUUGUAUAGUCUUGGCAUUUUUUACUCAAUGCAGAUUAGUAAGAUGACAUUUCAUCUGUGCGUCUUA